Meloidogyne enterolobii is the source of this 2022-nucleotide messenger RNA. NCBI's taxonomy places the organism in Eukaryota, Metazoa, Nematoda, Chromadorea, Rhabditida, Meloidogynidae. The record is from the annotation of a GenBank genome assembly.
AUGACUACUUGCCUUGAUUUUAUUGAUAAUUGUGCGACUGAACUCUUGGGAACACAGGAAUCAGAAUUUCCUUCGAUUUUGGCCCAAAUUCGUCUUCCUCUAAUUAAAGUUAACGAUUUAUUUGAGCAUGUUAGAGAAUCAUCGCUUAUUUCUCCUGAUCAAAUACUUGAUGCAAUUAAAGAUCAAAACACUUUAAGCAGUUCACAACUUAAAUACAGAGGAUUUUUAUUUCCUGGAAUAAAUAUCGCAACAGUUUCCUUUGGUGCAAAAGUAAUUUCUGGCGAUUUCCGAACAGCUUUGCUUUCAAAUCCGAGUAAUUAUGACGAAGGAGUUCCAACUGAUCGCACAUUUUCUAAACAUUUGAUAAAUCCAAGAGAUCCGGGAAUAACGGUCAGUAUUGACAAAAAUGAUUGGGUACGAGUUAUUGAUCACACUCUAUACUUAUGUCGUUCAAAACAAAAUCUUUUCUUUGAAUCAAGAGUUGUGAAAUUUAUUAGAAUUGUUGGAACCCUUAGUUCUGUAAAUAAUACAUUUCAACUUUGCAAUUUUGAGGCAUUGUGUUCAACAGAACAAUUUGAAAUCGAUACAAAAACAACGUUACAAAUACCUCGUUCUAAUGUUGCUACAAUAUCAAAUAAUGCAAUUGUUACAGAAGGAGUUUCAAGAAGUCGAAAUGCUCUUUUAAAUGGAGAUACAACAAAUUAUGAUUGGGACAAUGGAUAUACCUGUCAUCAAUUAGGUUCCGGUGCUUUAGUAGUUCAAUUACCGCAACCGUAUUUAAUCGAAACAAUGAGAUGUUAUUCUUUUUAUGUUGAAGUUUCAGUUGAUCAAAUAAAGUGGACUAAAGUUGUGGAAUUCAAUGAGUGCAGGAGCUGGCAAAUUGCUCAAUUUGAAAGGACAUCUGUAGUAUUUGUUAGGAUUGUUGGAACUUAUAACUCAGCAAAUGAAGUUUUUCAUUGUGUACAUUUUGAAUGCCCAGCAAUGGAUAUAAACGAAGCAAUUGAAGAAGAAAGAAUGAAAAAAGUCCAGAAUGUUAAAGCCUCCGUAACUGAUUAUUGUUCUCGAGCAUCAACAAGUAAUAUUAGUAAUGAAAGAAGUAAUCUAAUUAACAAACAAGAAAAUGGACAAUGUAAUAAUUUUCUGGGCAUUACGGAAAAUGAUAAUAUUUUGGAAGUUGAAGAAAAUGAUAAAGAAGAAAUAAUAAAAGAAAAUGAUGAGGAUGAUGAGCAGGAAGAACAAAAUGAUGGAAUUGAAAAUAAUAAUCUCACUAAAUCCGUUAAUUUGUUUGGAAAUUGGCUGCGGUUCUGGAAUUGUGACCUGGUGAUUUGUACUGAUUUAAAUUUAUCGGCCUUGAAGUGUACAGAAAGUACAGCAAAACUAAAUUCUAUUGGAUUAGAAUUUUUGGAAUGUGUUCAGUGUGAUGCUAUUGGACCUUUGCUUCCAAGAUUAUAUAACUCUUUGGAUUUACUUUUACUAAAUCCUCCAUAUGUUCUUACGGAAGAAAAUCCAGAAAAUGAAAAGGACAUUUGCUUUGCUGGUGGACCUGAAGGACGCAAUUUAUUAAAUAAAUUAUUACCUUUUAUUUCUAAAUUACUUUCUCCAAAUGGAGUAUUUUAUCUUGUAGCCAUAAAAGAAAAUAAUAUUGCUGAUUUAAUUUCAACUAAAAAUAGCAAUUUAAAAUCAUCGAUACAGAAAUCUUGCAUUAAAGAAAUUCAAAUAAAUACACCAAAAACGGGAACAAUUACCUCAAAUAAAAUAACACUUCAUUUAAAGCCGGUUGGCAACGCACCUCAACUGAGAAAAGAAUUUACAAAGUAUAAAGUUGACCCGAAUUGGACAAUAUUUAAUUUACAACAAACUCUAAAAAAACUCUUAGGUGUUAAAACCGAUCCUAUUUAUCUUUUUAUUAAAGAAGCAUUUGCUCCAAGUCCAGAAAGCACUAUUAAUUCUCUAUAUCAAUGUUUUGGGACUGACGGUGGAAUUUUGUAUAUUCAUUAUGGUUUAACACCAGCAUGGGGAUGA